This is a messenger RNA of Coniosporium apollinis CBS 100218, 1257 nucleotides long. RefSeq lists its product as uncharacterized. The coding region runs from base 1 to 1257 and encodes 418 amino acids. The record is from RefSeq and is a predicted model, not a curated record. The transcript has a single exon. NCBI's taxonomy places the organism in Eukaryota, Fungi, Ascomycota, Dothideomycetes.
AUGCAGUCCACCAGCGUUCGCGCCUUCAAGGCCCUCACGUCCAAGAUCCACCCGCAGCUCCCUCUGAACGCACGAGAGUCGCAGCAGCUGCUUGGACUGCUCACCACCUCCUUCAGGCAGCACCUCGAUCGAGAGUAUCCAGCGACUCAGCUCCGAGACAACCAAAAUGCGGUACGUGAUGGGCGUGGCCAGCCCAUUACACCAUCCGACGCCAUUGCUCACCGCUCAUCACACUCGACCGCGAACCAUCACCUCGAAUCCAUCCUCACAAACCCCAUGUUCGCUACAAAGCCCAUGAGACGCUCAGGAUCAACUUCUCGAGCUGAGCCCGCCCAUACUCAUAACAUGAGACUACGUCACGUGAUCGGCGAUCCACUCCAGUGGUUUGAAGAGAAAGUAGCCGGCGGUACAGCAAGCAUUGUCAGCGCGACGUUGUGUCUAGAGUCACUCCGUGCACCUGCGUACCGGGAUUUGAACGCAGGCACCAGAGUCCUGGCCUUGCUCAAAUCGGUUGGCCUCCACAAAUCGGAGGCAUUCUAUAAACAUCAGCCGUUUCUGCAGGCAUUGGCCUUUGUCCUCGUUGCGGAUGGACAACAACAACUCUUGUGGAGUAUGCUGAACGUGGAUCCGACGAGCGUUCUCGAAACCACACUGCUGGAUCGUCAAGAUGUUUCACGGUGGAAAGCCUACCUCUUGAAACACUUUGUCCGAGCUGAGCUCAACCAUCCGCAAGGGCAAGACCAUGCUAUCGCCCUCAUCCUGGCUGCGUCUUCAUCUGGCAGCUUCUCAGUACGCGAGGUGAAUUUAGCCGUGAAUGUCUUUACAAAGCACAUAUAUUCUUAUCCAUUCGCCGGAUCUGUUAAGGAUUUCGAUACGCUCCUCAGCUUGGCGAAGCAAUGGUCAACAGAACUCAAUAAUUUGAACCACGCUAGACUUGCAUUGCGCCACCCGCACCAGCCUUCUCCUCAGCCGGCAUUGGAUUAUCUGCAGAAGAUUCACCUAUCGCCAGAGGCUGUGCGAGAGAUGCAGAAGACACGGCGUCAGUCGCUGGUCCAACUCUCCCUUGACGCUGCCCGACUUCUCCUCGCGCAGGGCAGGGUCGAGGAUGGAGCCUGGGUGCUUGAGUUUGCGCAGAAUAACUUCUCGGAAGAACUGGACUUGAGCAGUGAGACGCGAAAUGUGACUACCUCAAGCGACAAGGGGCGAGAAAACGAGCUCAACAAUCUGCGUUUGCUGGACGGACUGGCCCUUGAUUGA